Molecule: messenger RNA, 1246 nt
Organism: Jatropha curcas
Lineage: Eukaryota; Viridiplantae; Streptophyta; Magnoliopsida; Malpighiales; Euphorbiaceae
Source: RefSeq, a predicted model, not a curated record
UUAACGAUUCCAAUGGCUAGCAAAUUAGCCAUCUCUUUGACUUCUUCUGGUCUCUCCUCUGCUCCUAUUCGGAAACCAGUCAUCUCUUUAUCAUCAUCUUCUUCUUCUUCUACGAGGUCUCAGUCCAUUCAAUUCAAUGGAAGGCAUUUUUGUGUUCGACGCAGAAUUUUUAUGCUUCCAAUCAAGGCAACUGCUGACCAACAAGGUCAGGUGGGAGAAGACCAGGUUGUGGACAGUAAAAUUCUGCAGUACUGUAGCAUAGACAGGAAAGAGAAAAGGUCAAUAGGUGAAAUGGAGCAGGAGUUUCUUCAAGCAUUACAAUCAUUUUAUUAUGAGGGAAAAGCUAUAAUGUCAAAUGAAGAAUUUGAUAAUCUCAAGGAAGAACUAAUGUGGGAAGGAAGCAGUGUUGUUAUGCUAAGUUCUGAUGAGCAGAAGUUUCUGGAAGCUUCAAUGGCUUAUGUAUCCGGGAAACCAAUUUUGAGUGAUCAAGAAUUUGACGAGUUGAAGAUGAGACUAAAGCAAGAAGGUAGUGAAAUCGUAGUUGAGGGUCCUCGAUGCAGUCUUCGUAGUAGAAAGGUUGAACCUGAUCUGUUUGACUAUUUAAAAGAUGUUCCUGUUGGUAUGUCCCCUGCAACUGUUGUUGCAUUAGGCUUGUUUUUCUUCUUGGAUGAUUUGACUGGAUUUGAAAUAACAUAUCUUCUGGAGCUUCCAGAACCAUUCAGCUUCAUCUUCACAUGGUUCGCUGCGGUGCCAUUAAUAGUCUGGUUAGCUCAGUCUUUCACAAAUGCAAUUGUAAAAGACUUUUUGAUCUUAAAGGGCCCUUGUCCCAACUGCGGUACCGAAAACCUCUCCUUCUUCGGAACCAUUCUUUCAGUUUCAAGCGGUGGUGUAACCAACAUGGUCAAGUGCUCAAAUUGUGGAACUGAUAUGGAGUAUGACUCGAAGACACGAUUGAUUACACUGCCAGAAGGAAGCAAUGCUUGAUUAAGAGGAUGAGACCAGUUUAUGGGAAUCAUAAAAUGCAACUGCUACUUAACUCAUAAAGGCGGAAGUCAGGAGUGUAAAAACUUUGGGUGAUAAAUUAUGGGAGAGGAGAAAGUUUUCAGAUGUGUGCUCUGUAAUGUAUCUGUAUGGUUGUGUUAAUAUUGUAAUUUACCAGUAUAUAAAUACUUCAUACAUUGACCUAUUACAGGCUUGCCAUAAGAAUAUGACAGCAGAAUUGCAAUCAUCAUUUAUGGUUUAGCAA